Molecule: messenger RNA, 1796 nt
Organism: Urocitellus parryii (Arctic ground squirrel)
Lineage: Eukaryota; Metazoa; Chordata; Mammalia; Rodentia; Sciuridae
Source: RefSeq, a predicted model, not a curated record
GUGGGGUGGGUGUGUUGGCGGCCCUUCUUCGCGUCUCUAGAUCCUUUUCCAGAGUCCAGUUAUGGGUGUGAGAGGUCUGCAGGGGUUUGUGGGAAGUACCUGCCCACAUAUAUGUACAGUAGUCAAUUUCAGAGAGCUGGCAGAACAUCACCGAAGCAGGUCGCCAGGAUGCAUCACAUCCAGGCAGAAAGCUACCUGGUAUACAGCAUUGUCAGCAGUGGAGAGAUCGAGUGCAGCAACACCUUGGAAGAUGAGCUUGACCAGGCCUUGCCCAGCCAGGCCUUCGUUUACCGUCCCGUCCGACAGCGUGUUUAUACUCUUCUCCUGGGCAGCUGCAGAGAUGACAUCAGCGCCAGCCUGGCUGUGAAGGAGUGGUUCGUGUACCCCGGGAACCCGCUGCGGCACCCGGACCUCGUCAGGCCUCUGCCGAUGAUCAUUCCAGGGGGAACACCCAGUCUGAAAUCACUGUGGCUAAACCAAGAGCCAGCAGUGCAGGCCCGGCGUUUGGAUGCACUCCUAGCCUGUUUCAACCUCUCCUCUUCAAGAGAUGAGCUGCUGGCUGUCGAAAGCCCAUUGAGAGCUCUGUGCUGCCUCUUGAUCUACCUCUUUGUCCAGGUGGACACACUCUGCCUGGAGGAUCUGCAUGCAUUUGUUGCCCAGGCCUUGUGCCUCCAGGGAAAAUCAACCGCCCAGCUUGUGGACCUGCAGCUCGAGUACAUCAGCCCCAGAGCUGUGCAGCUGGGUUCCCUUCUUGUCCGUGGCCUCACCACGCUCGCCCUGGUCAAUAGUGCAUGUGGCUUCCCCUGGAAGACAAGUGAGUUCAUGCCCUGGAACGUGUUUGAUGGGAAGCUUUUCCAUCUGAAGUACCUACAGUCUGAAAAAGGAUAUUCUGUGGAGGCUCUUUUGGAACAAAAUAGGUCCUGGCUCACCAGAUUCCACAACCUGAAAGCAGUGGUCUGCAAGGCCUGCAUGAAGGAGAACCGACGCAUCGUGGGCAGAGGGCACUGGAGCUCACACCACACAGGGAGGUGGGGAAGGCAGGGCUCCAGCUCCCACAGGACAAGCUCUGCGUGUGGCCAUUCUGGGCAAGGACAGCCAUGGAGAGACCAGGGUCCAGGAAGCAGAACCCACGAUCAUGACCAGUGGAGGAGGUACUAGUGUCCCCACCUGCAUCCCCAGAAGUGCCGGGAGAAGCUGUCUACCACUGAGUCUUGCCGAGUGCCCGGCUUCCCAGGGCUCACAUGCUGCUGGAUUUGUCUACUGAGUUCAAGACAAGUUCACCUCCUGCAGUUCAGAUAAGGAGGACGCAGCACUGAACCCCACCCUGCCCAGCUGCACCUGCAAGGAAAGUGGCUGUGGGACCAGAGUUCACUUGAAAAGAGAAAAGACCCUUGCCAGCGACUUCUCCCCAUGUGUCCCGGGUUAUGCUUGAUUGCACGGCCCAGAACAGUCUUCAUUAACUUCUGUGUUACGUAACAUGUGAUUGACGUCUUUCUCCAAGAGAUUGGCGCCUGACCUCACCUGUUCUUUAACUGGACACUACAUUGUGAGGAUACUUCCCCAUGUCCCUGCGAGGCGCUGGACGUGUGGUAUCUGACAGUCACGUGGCAUUUCACAAAUUGUUUUCUCGUUGGAAAUUCUAACAAGUCAGGUUUCCAACUAUUUCUUCGCUUGGUUCUUGGAAAUGUUUGAAAGAAAGGAAGGAACAACUGGGCACGAUGGCUUAUGCAUGCAAUUCCAGCAACUUGGGAGGCUGAAGAAGGAGGAUCACAAGUUUACAACCAAAAUAAGGUCCU